GCCAAGUGAAAUGUGAUGAUGUUACUUAGCUGACAUGCAAAGAUAGCGAAGAUGCUCCAUCAUCAAGGAACAAAGAAUCCAACCAAAAAACAGAAACGUUUCUUUAUUCUCUCUGUUGUAAAAUUCAAUUUCACACUGUUCAAUUUCCAAGAAUGGCUUCUCUUACGCCAAGAGUGUUAAUCAAGUUACUCGAGACGAUGAACACCAACAUCAAGGUACGAGGGGAAUAUAGGUCUGUUCUAUUGCAGGUAAUCAGCAUUGUCCCUGCUUUAGCUGGCUCGGAGCUUUGGCCAAACCAAGGCUUUUUCAUCAAAGUCUCAGAUUCUUCUCACUCCACAUAUGUCUCAUUGAGCAACGAAGACAACGAACUUAUCUUGAACAACAAACUGGGAAUAGGACAAUUCUUCUACGUUGAUAAGCUUGAUGCUGGGACACCUGUUCCUGUAUUGGUGGGAGUUAGACCGAUCUCUGGACGCCAUCCUUUUGUAGGAAAUCCCAAAGAUUUGAUGCAGAUGUUGGUACCAAGUGAGACAACACCUCGGGAAGAAGAAUAUCACAACCAGAAGAAGCAGAAAGAUGGUGCAAGAUCAAACAUAGUGGAGAAUAUAAGAAAACAUCAACCUUUUGUAAUCAAGGAAGAGAAGACAGGUGUGGCUUCACGUUAUAUGAAGGGUAUUUCAAAUUCAAAGGCAAGUGGAUCAGACUCAAGUAGUGGGGGUAGCAACAAUGAGGGUGAGACUGGAUCGAUAAUGGUGGCUAAGAAAGUUGGUGUAUUGGCUAAAGGGAAACAAAGGGAGCACAAAGAUCAGGCACGUCAAGCUGGUCCUUUACAAUGUCGGCCUGCGACAGCUCCAACAAAGGCAGAGCCAAAGAAACUCUCUUUGAGCUCCACUGUGAACUACAUAAACAGGAAGAGUAAUUCUGCUGAGGAUGCAUCAUGGAGCUCUCUGCCUGUUAGUCUAUCAAAAUUGGGUAAAGGAAUGCUGAGAAGGAGAAAUUUAGCUGCUCUCAUAGCCGCAGAAGUGCAAAGAGAGGCAUUGGCUGCUUCACAUCUCAUCAAAUGCAUCAGUAUGUUUGCUGAACUCAGCUCAAAUGCUUCACCAAAGAAUCCACAUACCUCUCUCAGAAACUUCUUCACCCUCCAGAGUAUCCUUGACCAAGUACAGGUUACAGUUGUAGCAUCGAAAGAUAAAUCAUUCCAACCGGUGAAUAUUCAUUCGUUAUGGAUGGAACCUGAAAAGUUGAGCAAAAAAGCUAGUCUAUCUUCAAGCAGAGCCACAAUGAAGCCUUCAAAAGCUCUAACAGAAGCCGAAAAGCUAGAAUGGGUUAAGGGAAAUGGCACAGAAGAAAUAAAAGAACUGACAAACACUUUGAAACGAGAAACAAGAAGCUGGUUUUUGAAAUUCUUGGAAGAUGCAUUAGAUACUGGAUUACAUGCUACUGUUCCGGAGAAGAAAGGAAAAACCAAAGGAGCGCGACUAGCGGAACCAGAUAAUCAUAUUGCCGAGACUUUAUCCCAACUUAAGCAAGCAAACGAAUGGCUGGAAAAAGUUAAAAAUGACAAUCUCUCUAGUGAUAAUUCUUUGUUAGAGAAUAUAGAACGAUUGAAGAAGAAAAUAUAUUCUUGCUUGCUACUUUAUGUGGAUUCAGCUGCAUCAGCUAUUGGAGUAUAACCACGUGAUGGAAAAUACAACUGAUAUGGUGUGAUAAGUUGCCUAGCAGCAAUGAAUUAACUUUACACAUCAAACUAGAAGAUAAGCUAUAUACAUUGUGUGCGCUUAUUUAUUGUGUAUAAUUGAAAAAGAAACCAGACAUAUGCAUAUAUAAUGAAGCCUAGUUUCUGUGGUUCUGCGAAACGAUUUUAAGGUUUGACAAAGAUCACUUGGCACAUAUGUUUGACAA
Arabidopsis thaliana (thale cress) is the source of this 1902-nucleotide messenger RNA. RefSeq lists its product as hypothetical. The coding region runs from base 153 to 1673 and encodes 506 amino acids. NCBI's taxonomy places the organism in Eukaryota, Viridiplantae, Streptophyta, Magnoliopsida, Brassicales, Brassicaceae. The record is from RefSeq and is marked reviewed. The transcript has 5 exons. Gene Ontology annotation, cellular component: microtubule; cytoskeleton.